This is a messenger RNA of Tinamus guttatus (white-throated tinamou), 606 nucleotides long. Lineage: Eukaryota; Metazoa; Chordata; Aves; Tinamiformes; Tinamidae. The record is from RefSeq and is a predicted model, not a curated record.
GGUGACAAAGAAGAGACUUACCGAGAGCUGGAGAACGUCCUGCGGGAUGAUAACAACUGCUUGCAGAGCACUGUCCUGGGCAGGCUGAUCGUGGUGGCCUCAAAGGACAUGAGAGCUGCCCAGGGUGUGACGGAGGAUGUGCAGACGGCCGCCAGCAACGUCCUGGUGGCUCUGGCCCGCUCGCAUUUUGAGAGUGUCAUGUGCGAGCUCCAAUGCCACCUGAGAGCCCUGGGAGAGAUCUCCCAGGACUUCGUGUUCAUCACCUUGGGCAAGCUGGCCAGCAGCUACGUCCUGGAGCAGUGGUCGAAGGCUGUAAACACUUACCUGCGCAACUGGGAGAAAUGCACCUUCCCGCGCAUGAGGGAGGCGCAGUUCUGCAGCAGCAUUUACCCGCUCUUCUGCCACGUGGUGGGGAGCUGGCUGGACUGCGAGGACGAGGAGGUCAAGCAGGCAGUCUUGGGGGCAAUGGCUGCCAUGAUGGGCCUUCUCCUGCACGAAGAGGAGCAUCACAGAUGUGUGUGGGAGCAGUUGCCCUGGUUCCUGGGCCAAUAUCAGCAUGUCCAGGACACUUUGUGGGUGACCAAGGUUGGGGGAAAAGGGAGUUGA